AUGGAGUUCGUCAAGCUCAUGGUAGCCUCUCCCGAGGUCAACCCUAACAACCGAAAGGCCCUCUCCAUCCCAAUCCUAAACCCAUUUGACACAUAUGGCCGAGUCUUCUUCUUCUCAUGGUUCGGUUUCAUGCUUGCAUUCCUUUCAUGGUAUGCUUUUCCCCCUUUGUUGACCGUCACCAUCCGUGAUGAUCUGAACAUGACCCAAACACAAAUUGCGAACUCAAACAUCAUUGCUUUACUAGCUACAUUGCUAGUACGACUUGUAUGUGGACCACUAUGCGAUCGUUUCGGUCCUCGUCUAGUCUUCAUCGGCUUGUUGCUGGUGGGCUCUAUUCCCACCGCAAUGGCCGGUCUCGUCACAACACCACAAGGACUCAUCGCUCUUCGCUUCUUCAUCGGUAUCCUCGGCGGCACGUUCGUCCCCUGCCAAGUCUGGUGCACCGGCUUCUUCGACAAGAAGAUCGUUGGAACAGCCAACUCCCUAGCCGCCGGACUGGGUAACGCUGGCGGAGGCAUCACCUACUUCGUCAUGCCGGCCAUCUUCGACUCCCUCGUCCACGACCAAGGCCUCCCCGCACACAAAGCCUGGCGCGUCGCCUACGUGAUCCCCUUCAUCCUCAUCGUCACCGCAGCUCUAGGCAUGCUCUUCACCUGCGACGAUACACCCACAGGAAAAUGGUCCGAGCGACACAUCUGGAUGAAAGAGGAGGCCCCCAACACAUCAAAAGGUAACAUCGUCGACCUGAGUUCCAGCACCUCCGGCGCGCAAUCCAGCCGCCCCUCCGGACCCCCAUCCAUCACCAACAUAAUUCCCGACGUUGAAAAGAAAGGCGCCCAAACUCCUAACCCCAUGGAGCCCCAAUCGCAGGCCCUGGGCCAACUCGACGCCCUCCGCACCGACGUAGUCGCUUCACCCUCCCGCAAGGAAGCCCUCAACGUCGUCUUCAGCCUCGCAACCAUGGCCGUGGCAAUCCCCUACGCCUGCUCGUUCGGCUCGGAGCUCGCAAUCAACUCCAUCCUCGGCGACUACUACGACAAGAACUUCCCGUACAUGGGACAAACAAAGACAGGCGAGUGGGCGGCUAUGUUCGGGUUCCUGAACAUCAUCUGCCGUCCGGCCGGAGGGUUCCUGGCAGAUUUCCUAUACCGCAAGACGAACACGCCCUGGGCGAAGAAACUCCUCCUUUCAUUCUUGGGCGUUAUCAUGGGCGCAUUCAUGAUUGCCAUGGGCCUUUCAGACCCGAAGUCCGAGGCGACGAUGUUUGGCCUUACGGCUGGGCUGGCGUUCUUCUUGGAGAGUUGCAACGGCGCGAUUUUCGCGCUUGUGCCGCAUGUUCAUCCUUAUGCUAAUGGAAUCGUCUCCGGCAUGGUCGGCGGCUUCGGCAACCUCGGCGGCAUCAUCUUCGCCGUCAUCUUCCGCUACAGCCACCACGACUACGCGCGCGGCAUCUGGAUCCUCGGUGUGAUUUCCAUUGCCGUGCAUCUUUCUGUGUCCUGGGUGAGGCCUGUGCCGAAGAGCCCGAUGAGGGAGUAA
This is a messenger RNA of Aspergillus mulundensis, 1536 nucleotides long. RefSeq names its product MFS transporter. Gene Ontology annotation, biological process: nitrite transport; nitrate transmembrane transport. Bases 1 to 1536 code for a protein of 511 amino acids. Gene Ontology annotation, cellular component: membrane. Gene Ontology annotation, molecular function: nitrite transmembrane transporter activity; nitrate transmembrane transporter activity. The record is from RefSeq and is a predicted model, not a curated record. The transcript is spliced from 4 exons. NCBI's taxonomy places the organism in Eukaryota, Fungi, Ascomycota, Eurotiomycetes, Eurotiales, Aspergillaceae.